GGUCUACCCAAUAUCAAAGCCAAACUCCCUUCGCGAAACUGGAUGAUCUUCCUUUCCAUCACAGGAUCCUUCGCUGCAGCAGUUUACUACGACAAACGUGAGACUGCUCGAUUCCAACAAAAAUACUGCGAUAUGGUCGCUCCGCUCUCGGAAAAGAUACUGCCGACAACGACCAUGCCCAGGAAAAUGACCAUCUACCUACAAGCACCACCAGCAGACGGCCUGAGAAGCGCGAGAGAACACUUUUACGAGUACGUGAAGCCAGUCUUGGUCGCAGGAGCUAUGGAUUGGGAUGUCGUUGAGGGCAGAAGAGAGGGUGACUUGCGCUUUGGAGCGGCAGAGAAGAUCAGAAGAUACAGGCGGAAGGCUGAAGGCGUCCAAGACGAUGCUGAGCCUACAAAAGAGCAGGUCGUCGCUGAGCAGAGAGAAAGAGUCGGUUGCGUGGAUGAAGCGGGAGUAAAAGGAGAUCUGGUCAUCGGUAGACAUGCGUGGAAGGAGUAUUUGCGUGGCACACACGAGGGCUGGUUGGGUCCAUUGAAAGAGCCUGUACAAGUUGAAGAAGUCCAAGAGGCCAAGCAGCACAUUGACGGCGCACCUUCGUUAGGUGAUGCCGCUGUCAAGGCAGCCACCGACUUGACCAUGAAAGACACGCCUCCCACGGCUUCUUCAGGCUCAUCCACAACCACCGACUCGACCUCCAUUGUCUUCGACUCCAAUGCCAACGACUCUGAAAACACAACUCCUGAGUCCCUCCCCGAACCACCAAAAGAACAAGAACCCGCAAAACCAAAACUCACAAAACCCGACCCCUACAUUUCCACCUCUGCCUACACUAAUGCCCUUUUGCCCGCAUCAACACCCACUACUCUUGGUCCAGCAAUCGCUAUCCCCUUCCCUCACCUUCUGGGCUUCUGGAACUUCCCCAUUCGCAUCUACCGUUUCCUCACCCGUCGCUAUGUCGCCGAAGAGAUCUUCUCUCGCACUGCAGCCGCUGUCCUUGCAUCACAUCGCGAGUUCCAAGCUUCGGAUGUCGACUACCUGUCGCACGAAGAGAAGGAAUGGCACAAGAGCAUCAGAAAGCCCAAGGCCGAUCCCGAAUCAGAAGAGAGCGCUGUGCAACAGGAGAAGAAGGAAAGAUUAUGGUUGGAUGAUGUGGUUGUCGAUGACAGAAUUACUUCGAGGCUGCGUGUCUUUGAAUUGCCUGCUGAUGGCCAAUUGCCCGCGUCCAACCUGGAAACAAACACCACUCAACAGCCCAGUUGGACUUAUCAGGGCAGCGCAUCUGCUAACAAGGAGUAG
This is a messenger RNA of Aureobasidium melanogenum CBS 110374, 1299 nucleotides long. RefSeq lists its product as uncharacterized. The record is from RefSeq and is a predicted model, not a curated record. The transcript has a single exon. The annotation marks the transcript as partial. NCBI's taxonomy places the organism in Eukaryota, Fungi, Ascomycota, Dothideomycetes, Dothideales, Saccotheciaceae.